AUGGGAUCUUCAACAUGCUCUGCAGCUUCUCAAAAUGGUCAUUUUGAAAUGCUAAAGUGGGCCCACGAGAAUGGUUGUCCAUGGGAUGCCGAUACAAUGGUGGGUGCUGUGAAGGGUGGGCAUCUCAACAUUCUGAAAUGGUUGCAAUUGAAUGGCUGUCCAAAGCACGAUUGGCUCCUCGUCCAUGCUGCUUAUGGUGGUCACUUGGAAAUCGUGAAAUACGCUCUUGACAAUGAGUUAGGUACGAGCUUGACACAUCUGAUAUGUUCGAUUGCUGCCGGUGCUGGUCACUUGGAAAUACUCCAGUGGGCUCAUGCCCAUGGAUAUUCUUGGAAUUCCACACCUGCUCUGGGCUGCUGA
Seminavis robusta is the source of this 360-nucleotide messenger RNA. The record is from the annotation of a GenBank genome assembly. NCBI's taxonomy places the organism in Eukaryota, Bacillariophyta, Bacillariophyceae, Naviculales, Naviculaceae.